GAAGGAGUUUACUUGGGACCUGAUGAUCUCAUAAGAUUUUUCAAUGAUUGUUUGGGUAAAUACGACGGUGCUGAUGGUUGGAAUGCUGAAGGCCUGGGUGCUUCUAGGGCAGCGAAGAGGCAGAGUUACUGCGAGGCCAACUAUAGCAAAGCCGAGCCUUUAGUAAACACUGUGAAGGGAUAUUUGAAAGAAGCUCUUCGGCGCAAGGGUGAGUCACUUUGA
This is a messenger RNA of Cylicostephanus goldi, 222 nucleotides long. NCBI's taxonomy places the organism in Eukaryota, Metazoa, Nematoda, Chromadorea, Rhabditida, Strongylidae. The record is from the annotation of a GenBank genome assembly.